Molecule: messenger RNA, 1605 nt
Organism: Salvia miltiorrhiza (redroot sage)
Lineage: Eukaryota; Viridiplantae; Streptophyta; Magnoliopsida; Lamiales; Lamiaceae
Product: 3-hydroxyisobutyryl-CoA hydrolase-like protein 2, mitochondrial
Exons: 14
Coding region: 125-1351 (408 amino acids)
Biological process (GO): L-valine catabolic process
Molecular function (GO): 3-hydroxyisobutyryl-CoA hydrolase activity
Source: RefSeq, a predicted model, not a curated record
UUAGUGAAGACUGUUAGAGACUGUGCCUGUAGCUCUCUUUUCUUCUCCAAACCCCAUUUUCAAAAACCAAUUAGCCGCAACAGAAGCUCCGAAAAUACAACCCAGAUUCAUUCUUCUUCGGAAAAUGCAGAAGCUGAAAAUUCUGGUGCCACUGAGCCGUUGUUUACACAGAAAUGGCGCUGUUUCUCGGUCAGGAAGAAGCUUUUCCGCUCUCCCUAAUUAUACCCAACACGAUUAUCUCCAACAAGACGAGGUGUUAGUGGAAGGAAGGGCGAAUUCAAGGGCUGCCAUUUUGAAUAGACCGACCGCACUCAAUGCCCUCACGGCGCACAUGGCUACUCGGUUAAAUAAACUAUAUGACUCUUGGGAGGAAAACUCGAGUAUAGGAUUUGUCCUAAUGAAGGGAAGUGGUGAUAGAGCAUUCUGCUCUGGCACCGAUGUGGUUGAUUUGUAUCGGCUGCUUGAUGAAGGGAAAACUGAGGAAUGCAAAGAAUUCUUCCAGAGUCUGUACAAGUUUGUCUAUGUUCUGGGAACAUAUCUCAAGCCACACGUGGCUAUAAUGGAUGGUUUUGUGAUGGGAGGCGGGGCAGGUAUUUCACUUCCCGGGAUGUUCCGCGUUGUAACUGAUAGAACUGUCUUCUCGAGUCCGGAGGUUCAAAUAGGUUUUCAUCCUGAUGCAGGGGCUUCAUAUUAUCUCUCUCGCCUCCCCGGCUAUCUAGGAGAAUAUUUAGCUCUUACAGGAGAAAAGCUAAAUGGUGCUGAAAUGAUGGCCUGUGGUCUCGCCACUCACUACUCACUGAAGGAAAAGCUUCCUUGGAUUGAAGAGCGUCUUGGUAGUUUAAUAACUGACGCCCCUUCAGUCAUCGAAUCUUCUCUUGCUCAAUAUGGCACUUUAGUCUACCCAGACGAGAGGAGUGUGCUUCACAAGAUUGAAACGAUUGACUCCUUAUUCUGCCAUGAUACAGUGGAGGAAAUUGUUGAAGCUCUGGAAAACGGGGCAGCGGAAUCUGGCGAUACAUGGUGUACCGACAUGCUUAAAAAAAUCAAAGAGGCUCCUCCGUUGAGCUCAAAAGUUGCUCUGCAAUCAAUUCGAGAAGGUAGAUUUGAAACUCUUGACCAGUGCCUCGCCAGGGAGUACCGUGCAUCCCUCAGAUUCAUAUCCAAAGAGGUCUCAAAUGAUUUCAGCGAGGGCGUACGUGCAAGAUUGAUCGACAAGGACUUCGCCCCUAAGUGGGGCCCGUCUAAGCUGGAGGAGGUAAGCGAUGACAUGGUCGCCUUCUUCUUCUCACCUCUCAGUGAAGUCGAACCGGAGCUGAACUUGCCCGUUGCAGUACGAGAGCCUGACGUGUGAAAGACAAAACAUGAUUUUGCAGAUGAGAUUAGAGGGUUUUAUAGCUUUUUUUGCUCUGUGCCAAGUCUGAUUUAUAUUCCUCUUCUGUUACAACUUUUUGGGAUUUUCAGAAGUGUGUUGAUUGACAGGCUUAUAUAUGUGUUUGGAGCUAAAACCUGAUAAAUAGUAGCAGCAGAUGUAAAAGGUUGUUCAAUCAAGCAGAGACCAAGCUUCUUCUGCAUUGGGUAUAAUAAUUAGUUUUACACAUUUUUUCA